Molecule: messenger RNA, 2001 nt
Organism: Oncorhynchus mykiss (rainbow trout)
Lineage: Eukaryota; Metazoa; Chordata; Actinopteri; Salmoniformes; Salmonidae
Source: RefSeq, a predicted model, not a curated record
CCCUGGUCCAUUGGCAGACCAGCAGCCUCAGCAGGAGGUAGGGGAGGGAAGAGGAGGGCCAUGUGCCAGAGAGCCCCUUUCCUCCCAGCCUCCAGCCAGAUGAUGUGUGUUUCUGUGGAGUGGGACUGUUAGUGAAGGAGCUCUCCGCCUGCCUGUGAACAGAACAGUAUUCAGCAGUAAUUAGCAGGUGCUGUGAGAAGCCUCUCUGUUCCUACUGGACAUCAGGAGCUGCCAGACCUCUCCAGAACCUCUCCAGAAGCCAGAGAAGAGCUCUUGAGGGUCAACGGAGCGAGGCCAGAGAGGGUCGGGUAAACCAUGGACCUGUGUGCCUCCACUCUCGAGCUGCUGGGGAUGGUAGUGUACAUGGCAGCCUGGCUGUGUGCUCUGGCCACCACUCUGAUGCCACAGUGGCUGACCCUGUCCACAGACCUCUUGCUCACAGAGAGCUAUGAGCUGGGUCUCUGGGAGACCUGCGUGGUCCAGGACAUGGGGGGGAUGGAGUGUCGACCCUACGACAGCCUGCUGGGCCUGCCUCAGGACAUCAAGGUGGCCCGUGUCUUCAUGUGUAUCUCCCUGGCUGUGGGCCUGCUGGGCCUGCUGCUGGCUAUCCCUGGUCUUCACCUGGUCAACAGCUUCAGCCAGGGGCUGGAGGGCUGCAGGGCCAAGAGGAUUAUGAAGGUGGCAGGAGGGGUGCUGGGGAUGGUAGCUGGGGUGCUUUCUCUGGUCCCUGUUUCCUACGUCGCCCACUUGACGGUAAUGCGUUAUUUUGAUGAGUCGGUGCCGGAGGUGGUGCCACGCUGGGAGUUUGGUGAUGCCCUGUUUUGCGGCUGGGUGGGGGGGUUCCUCCUGCUGGUGGCUGGAUUACUCCUGUUUGUAUCCUGUCUGGGGCCUCUGGCAGACCAUUCCAGGGGACCCCAGGCAGACUAUUACGGAGCACCCCAGGCUGACCAUUCCAGGGGACCCCAGGCAGACGGAGCACCCCAGGCACAAUCGCCGAAGAGAUACGAGGUCCGGAGUACAGAUCAUUCCUCCAGGAAACCUCCAGAGUAUGUUUGAGGCGAGGGGAGGUGAAAGGAAGGAGAGGGGAGGGGAGGGGAGGGGUAUUCUAUUCUGGAAGGUUUAUGGAUGGUUCUGCCUCUCUUGAAAAUAGUUAAACAGCCUAAGAACCAGCCCUGGCACUCUGGCUGACUGCUUUUUAUGUCAAACCCAUAGGGAAUACCUGGAGCAACUUUCACAAUACAUUUUUUUUUAUGUCAGAUUCAGAGGAAAUAGUUUGGAUGUAAACCUGCUACAUCCACACCCCAUCCUCCCCGACUCUAUAAAACCUGCUCCAGCCUCACCCCAUCCUCCCUGACUCUAUAAAACCUGCUCUAGCCUCACCCCAUCCUCCCUGAUGCUAUAAAACCUGCUCCAGCCUCACUCCAUCCUCCCUGACUCUUUAAAACCUGCUCCAGCCUCACCCCAUCCUCGCUGACUCUAUAAAACCUGCUCCAUCCUCACUUCUUCCUCCCAGACUCUAUAAAACCUGCUCCAGCCUCACCCCAUCCUCCCUGACGCUAUACAACCUGCUCCAGCCUCACUCCAUCCUCCCUGACUCUGUAAAACCUGCUCAAGCCUCACCCCAUCCUCGCUGACUCUAUAAAACCUGCUCCAGCCUCACUCCAUCCUCCCUGACUCUUUAAAACCUGCUCCAGCCUCACUCCAUCCUCCCUGACUCUUUAAAACCUGCUCCAGCCUCACUCCAUCCUCGCUGACUCUUUAAAACCUGCUCCAGCCUCACAAUUUUUUUUUAAUAAUGUCAAUUUAAUGUAGAAAUUAAACACUUGAUAUACAGUAAUAGUUUAUUGUUAUAAAUAUAAGUAUAUGUUCACUGAAUAUGUUCACUGAAUUUAAGAUGUUUUUGUAAAUAAUAGUUGACAAUUAUAUCAAUGAUAAAUCAAUAAUCUACUGUAAUGAAUUGAUCUGAAUAAAAUUGGUUUCCCUCCAACAUGCUGAGGUUGA